Messenger RNA from Adineta ricciae, 657 nucleotides. Lineage: Eukaryota; Metazoa; Rotifera; Eurotatoria; Adinetida; Adinetidae. The record is from the annotation of a GenBank genome assembly.
AUGGCUUCCGACGAUCCAUUCAAUAGCAACAGCAAUAAUCUCGAUGAAAACACAACAAAUAAUUUCUACAAUUUCAAUGAUGAAGAUCCAGCCGCUGAAUUCAUUCAGCGUGAACAACUUGAGCUAGGUGAUAUCACUGGUCAAGAAAACAGCAAUCCGUUCAUGACGCAACUGUCAAACAAUGCUCUUUUGACGAAUGGUAGUCAUUCACCGACGAUGAAUCAAGGUGCGAAUGCAUCACCAACUCCGUCGAGUGGUUCACAGUAUCAGGCUUUAUCGGAAUUAAAUGAACCUGAAACGAUCCGAAAAUGGCGAGAAGAAUUCGCUGCACGUAUCGAAAAAAAAGAUACCGAAGAAGAAGUAAAGCGCAAAGAAAUGCGCGAACAAGCCAAAAAAGAAUUAGAAGAAUUCCAUAAACAACGUGUCGAACAACUAGAACGUACGAAAGGACAAAAUCGUACGAAUAAUCGUGCAUUCGAAGAUGAUCUCUUGAACAAUGGUAAAAGCUCCAGCACAUCCAAUGGCAAAGUUAGUGAUUGGGACAAAAUCACCAGUUUAUGCGAAUUCAAUCCGAAAACAAAUCGUUCACAAAAAGAUCUGACACGCUAUCGAAGCGUUCUACUCCAAUUAAAACAACAGCAAACCUCCGGAAAAUAA